UUCGUUUCGUUAUUUCUUAUUUAAAGCACAUUGCACUCUAUCUGCCGAUACUCUGACUUUACACAAAGUCUAAAGUUCUGUUUUUUUUUUUUCUCCUUGGACGAAUGAGGUUAGAGUUCACAAGUCAGCAACUUUCACAAUACAUUUUCUGCCCCAAACCUCUAGAAUACUUGACUCGCCAGACGUACGGAGAACCACGUGUUCAAAGUUGUCUGCUAUCAAAGUUUUGAAUUUUAACUAUCUAAAAAUUUCAAAUUUGUUCAUCUUUGAUCUCCGAGAUGUGGAUUGUCAUAACUUUCGUUUUUAGCGUCAUAGGUUCUUCAAAUUCUCUUCCUGCACCAGUAUCAACUCUUCAGUAUGAAACAGGACUGUCUUAUAAAUACAAUUAUCAAUUUACAAUUCUCGUAAAUGAAGAUUCUAACAUAACCAGUCGAAGUGCUGCUGUGGGCAGAAAUGUUGGCUACAAAGUAUCAUCUGAAUUUCUAAUUUCCAAUAUUUGGGAAAAUUCUGAUAAUCCAAAGGAGAAAUUGCUAAAACUGGAGUUACUCAAGCCAGAAUUGCAUGUUUCAUCAACUAUGCAUUCUACUGAUGGAAUCAACAGACACUGGUCAAAAUUGGAUAAUUUGUCUUAUCCUCCAAUUUACAUUCAUUGGCAUGAAGGAAUAGUUAAGAAAGUAUAUCUGUUGCCAGAUUCUCCAUCUUUAACAAAUAUUAAGAAAGGCUUAGCUAGCUUAUUUCAAGUGCAUGUGACUAAUAAUCCUGUUAAAGAGUUAGAUGUUUCUGGAUUAUGUGAAGUUCAGUAUAAAGUACAUGGCUCUACAAUUAAGAAAAAUAAACAUAAUUGCCGAAGAACUUUCUAUCAAAACAAUUUUGGUCCUGAUCAAGCCCAAGCCCCAAGUAUAACUACAUCAUCAGAAAUGAUCAUAAAUUUAGUUCCACAGGAAAAUAUUAUUCAAAAAGUUACUGGAAGAGAAGAAGUCAUGAUGUCAUUGAAUUUAUGGAAACAAGCUGCAGUAUUUAUAAAAGCAAAAUUGCAUGUAAAUUACAUUGAGCGAUAUGGAACUGUUACCACAUAUAAUGGUAAUAAACUUGCUUCGGUGUUAAAAGCUGUAGCAACAGAAAUGGGAUCACAGUUGAAAGAAGAAUCACUUGAAGUUUCAGCAGGUGAAAAUGCCUGUAUAGGAGGGAAGUGUAAAUCUCUGUCUGAACUGAUUGGAGAGUAUGGCAAAAACUUACUUCCAGAGAACUUGGGACAAGUCAGAUCUGCUGCUGGAUUCUUAAAGUUACUUGAUGGCUUUCGUAGAGCAUCUAAAAAAGAAUUACUGAUGACAUUCAAAAAUACAGAUGAAAAGAUUCUAACUCAGUUGCUUGAUAUACUAGCUGCUGCUCAAACAGAUGAUUCAUUAGAUGUAGCAUUUCAGUUAAUAGAUUUUGAAAGUAAAGAUAUUGAAAUAGCUGAACGUUUCUUGCUGUGCCUUGCAACUGUUCCUUACCCAAAUGAAGUUACUAUCACAAAACUUUUGAAACUUUUUAACAGAAAGAUUAAGAGUGAAAAGUUACGAGCUACAAUGUUAAUAUCAUUAUCAUCUUUGGCGAAGACAUAUUCCCGAAAUAAUCCAAAAAACAUGAAUUCUUUGAUUGUACAAAGUGUCAGUGAUAUGUUGCUGCGAGAAUUGUCUGAAUGCGAUCAUGCUGGAUGCAUCUUGAAUCAUAUACUUGCAUUACGAAAUGCUGCUUUGCCUCAACAUAUACCUACACUCCUGGAAUAUAUUAAGAAAGGGGGAAUUCUUGGACUUGUAUCUUUGGAAGCCAUAAAAGAUAUUGGUGAGCAGCAUUUCACCAGAGAGGUGAAUGAUGUUUUAUUAAAAGUUUAUAAUCAGUUUUGGCCUCAUCAAGAACCCGCUGCACGUGUACUAGCUGCUGAAAUUUUGAUAAGAAGCAACCCAACCAUAGAAACUAUUGGAAAUAUAGUAUUAUCACUAUCAGAUCAACAGCAACCAGAAAUCAGUACACUUGUUUUGUCAAAAUUGUAUACUUCUAUGCAAAAAAGUGACAUUGUAAGGUCUUGUGUAAAAGAGGUGUUACGAAAUGUCACAUUUGGAAAUUAUAAUAAUUUAGCUCAAAAUGGAUCAUCCACAAGUUUUAUUAAUAUACUACAAGCUACACAUGAUGCCAAUGUCACAUAUGGCAUAAAUAUGGAAAUGCGUCCAACUGGAAUGCUAAGGAGAACUAGCUUAGAUUUGAACCUAAUGAAUAAUCAAGAAAAUUUGCACUUACUGUCAGUAAGUGAAUUUCAUAACCAUUUGUUUUUAAGGGAAAAAUAUUGUGAAGCAUAGAAUUAGUUAUCUAAUAACAAUGCCAAUUUUAUU
Stegodyphus dumicola is the source of this 2369-nucleotide messenger RNA. Its product is annotated as microsomal triglyceride transfer protein large subunit-like. Gene Ontology annotation, biological process: lipoprotein metabolic process; lipid transport. Gene Ontology annotation, molecular function: lipid binding. Gene Ontology annotation, cellular component: Golgi apparatus; basolateral plasma membrane; endoplasmic reticulum. The record is from RefSeq and is a predicted model, not a curated record. NCBI's taxonomy places the organism in Eukaryota, Metazoa, Arthropoda, Arachnida, Araneae, Eresidae.